GUGAUUCCGCGGGAACAGUCGGCCAUUGCUGGUACCGCAGUAUCCAAGAUGCAAAAGGUCAUUCGAAGGACCGCCCUGGCGCGGAACCAGGCCCAGCGGAAAGUCAUUCGAGCGACCAAAGCUGCUCAGCGCGAGGACCUCAAGGAUACUCUGAGGCAGCGGUUUGCCUAUAACCGCCUGGAGAUCGAUAACCUCCGCGCGGAGAGACAGCGUCGCCGCGAAGACUGGCUGCGUGGACCCCUGGCGCCUCAGCGUGAUGCCGGUCUUGAAGGAAGGCAUUUUGGUGCUCUGAGCCCACAAGCAAUGAACCCUCCAUCCGUCCCCGAGCAUCUGCGGAGGAAGUACAUCAACAUUGCCCCCGGUGACCGGGUAUGCAUUAUGAAGGGAAAAGACAAGGGCAAGAUCAACGAAGUGACUCGGGUGGAUGCAUCCACCGAAACUGUUGUGGUCAAGGAUCUCAACAUGGCCGAUGUGCAUUUCCCCGACUGGCUGAACGAACAGUAUGGAAACUCGACUCCCUUCCAGUCAGUCAGCAUCCCUAUAUCCAUUGAUGAUGUCCGCCUCGUCGUCGCUCUUGAUGAUCCGAACACUGGCUCAACGCGAGAUGUCUUGGUCGAACAUGUUCGUGGAGGGGGACCCUUCCUCGAACGGGAAUACGGUACCGACACGCCCCGACACACCAGAUAUAUUGCCGGCGAAGAUAUUGAGAUCCCAUGGCCCCGGAGUGACCCCGCAGAAUUGAAGGAUCAGGAAUGGGAUUCGCUUCGCAUGGAAGUCGAGACGCCGACCUGGAUGCCGUCGCUGCAUUAUGCCCCAUUCCCUCCCAGCGUCCUGGACGAGCUCCGCAAUAAAUUCUCGAAGUACCGAACGAGACACGACGCCGAGUGGGUGGAAGCCAAGAAGAUGGAAGACUACAGGAGGGAAUAUCUUCAAAGCCGGUCUUUGUUGACACCCAAGGGCGAAUUCUUGGAGAUGCUGAAGGCCAAGCGGCACGAGCGCCUGAACGCACAAAAGGAUGCUGAUGGAAACUUCAUCCUGGACGAUCAGACGGUCGGAUUCAUUGAGAACUUCAUGAAGCAGAAAGCAACCAAGAAAGCCUAAUUGCUUGCUGGAAUUUCAUUUGGUGUCCGAAAUGGGCGAGUGUACCUGGGUCUUUGCUGUUUCUUUUCCGAGUUCUUUAAAUGGGUGUACACAAUUAUACUACUGUAGAAUAUGAAUGUAUAAGAUCAAUUUGCUGCUG
Molecule: messenger RNA, 1240 nt
Organism: Aspergillus ibericus CBS 121593
Lineage: Eukaryota; Fungi; Ascomycota; Eurotiomycetes; Eurotiales; Aspergillaceae
Product: mitochondrial 54S ribosomal protein uL24m
Exons: 2
Coding region: 49-1101 (350 amino acids)
Biological process (GO): translation
Cellular component (GO): mitochondrion; ribosome
Molecular function (GO): structural constituent of ribosome; RNA binding
Source: RefSeq, a predicted model, not a curated record